This is a messenger RNA of Maudiozyma barnettii, 381 nucleotides long. RefSeq names its product F1F0 ATP synthase subunit g (gene ATP20). Bases 1 to 381 code for a protein of 126 amino acids. Gene Ontology annotation, biological process: proton motive force-driven ATP synthesis. The transcript has a single exon. Gene Ontology annotation, molecular function: proton transmembrane transporter activity. NCBI's taxonomy places the organism in Eukaryota, Fungi, Ascomycota, Saccharomycetes, Saccharomycetales, Saccharomycetaceae. The record is from RefSeq and is a predicted model, not a curated record.
AUGCUAGCCAGAAUCCAAACUGCAGGAACCAGUCUAUUAACUAAGACUGCAGCUUUAGUGACAAAGACCGUCGAAAAGACCGUGUACUGUGGUAAAGUCACUGGCGAACUUUCGAAGCAAAUCUACAAAUCUGAGAAGUUACAACCGCCAUCUUUAGAUGAAUUUAAAUCUGUUUACAUGAACCUAUACACCAAUUCUUUAAGAUACAUUAAAACACCACAGCAAGCUGUUAACUGUGUCAAGGCCUCUGGAAAAAAUGAUCUUUUGAAGUACGGUGCUGUUGGUAUUCAAUUACUAGGGUUCUACUCAGUUGGUGAAGUUAUUGGCAGAAGAAAGCUGGUUGGUUACAACUGCUAUACGGAGAAGGUAAUCCACCAUUGA